AUGAUAAAUUACUAUGCUCCAAAAACCAUAUGGAAUGAAUCAAUAGCGACACAUAAUCACACGCAUCAAGAGAAUGUAUCAAGUAAUCAAGCCAUUUCUGUAUCAUCAGCCGGUAUUCGAGCUUUAAUAUAUCAAUUUCAGGCAUUUUACUUAAGAACUCCAGUAAAAUUAUUUCGACCUUCAAGAUUCGACUAUAUGGCAUACGUUAGGGCUUAUGCAAACAAGUUAGACAAUAUAGAUAAAAAGCCAUACAAAUUUAGAACUCAUUCCUCCAUAGCAAUGUUAUAUAAUGUGGUACGAAAGGAGGGCCUCAAAUUUAUACCUGAUCAAAUUCUUCCACCCUUGAUUUUUAAUUCCGCCACUGGUAUCAUACUUUACGGUGUAUAUUUAACGAGUUUAGAUCAUUACCAGAAAAAACGAGGGAAAGGAAGAGGUGAAUUUAAUUGGUACUCUCCCAUAGAUACAUGGAGAGCAGGUUUUACAGCAGGCGCUGCCCAAUCUUUAGCAGCUGCUGCUGUAGAUGGCAUUUACAAUCGACUGACAAUAUCUGAAAUUUUAGAUGGAACUCAUCAAAACUUAUGGCAAUUUGGUAUAAACAAACUAAAACAAAUUGGAUUUGUUGGAGUAUUUGCAGGAUAUGGAUUUUCGUUUAUAAAAGAAAGUUUCGGAUUUGCAUUUUAUUUUUCAACUUUUGAAACUGUCAAAACUCAAGGUUAUAAUAUUACUUAUAAAAUUUUAAAGUUUUAUAGACUACAAGAAGAUAAAAUCAAAAGUCAUUUACAAAAAGUUUUUCACUGGAAUGAGGAACAAACUGAUGCCAAAUUGGAGAAGUUAGAAAGAUAUAGGUCUGAUAGAAUUUUGAAAACGACAUUUGUUUUGAUAGCUGGAGCUUCAGCAGCAUUUGCAUUGUUAGCUAUUCAAUAUCCAAUCACUAAAAUACAAAAAAUACAUUUAUCAAGACUAGAAGCUUUAGAUGUAUAUAAUGCAUCAAAUAGGCAACACAAACCUUUUUUUAAAUUAUAUUACAAUUCAUAUAUCGACACAAUUAAUCAAGUCAUACGAAUGAAAAAAAGAGCAAAAGUAACUUGGUUUAAAGCUGCAUAUAGUGGUUUUGUACGAAAUGCUUUGUCAACUAUCCCAGCUACGUCCAUAGCUCUAUUGGUUUUUGAAAUUACAAGAACAAGACUUGCUGAUAAUUUUGAAGAAUAUGAAUCAUUAGAUCCAUAA
Lodderomyces pseudojiufengensis is the source of this 1227-nucleotide messenger RNA. RefSeq lists its product as uncharacterized. NCBI's taxonomy places the organism in Eukaryota, Fungi, Ascomycota, Pichiomycetes, Serinales, Debaryomycetaceae. The transcript has a single exon. Bases 1 to 1227 code for a protein of 408 amino acids. The record is from RefSeq and is a predicted model, not a curated record. Gene Ontology annotation, molecular function: L-ornithine transmembrane transporter activity. Gene Ontology annotation, biological process: mitochondrial L-ornithine transmembrane transport.